Messenger RNA from Homarus americanus (American lobster), 957 nucleotides. Its product is annotated as basic salivary proline-rich protein 2-like. The record is from RefSeq and is a predicted model, not a curated record. The coding region runs from base 1 to 957 and encodes 318 amino acids. NCBI's taxonomy places the organism in Eukaryota, Metazoa, Arthropoda, Malacostraca, Decapoda, Nephropidae. The transcript is spliced from 4 exons.
AUGGACCCUCCUAGGGACGAUGGCGCCUCCAGGGACCCUUCCACAGGCGGUGUCCCCCCAGGGACCCUUCCAAGGAGACGGCAGGUUCCCCAGGGACCCUCCCAGGAGCAGCGGCGGACCCAGGGACCGUUCCAGGAGCUGCAGCGCACCAAGGGACCCUCUCAGGGACGGUGGAGCCCCCAAGGACCCUCCCAGGGGGGCGUCGAGAUCACCAGGGAUUACCCAGGGACACUCCCAGGGGUGGCAACAUCCCCAGAGUCUUUCCCAGAGGGCGUCGGAGCCCCCAUGGACACUCCCAGGGACAGUGGCGCCCCCAGAAACCAUCCCAGGGGUGGUGGCGGUCCUAGGGGCCCACUCAGGGGCGAGGGCGCCCCCAGGGACCCUCCCACAGGCGGUAGCACCCCCAUAGACACUUCCAGGGACAGCGGCGCCCCUAGGGACUCUCUAAGUGCCCCUCUCUGUGACGGCGGCACCUGCAAGGACCCUACCACGGACGACGGGCAUGCUUGGGCCCUGCAGCGCUCGCGCUCUCAGAGGCCCUCUCAGGGACCCUCACAGGUGCAGUGGCGCCCCUGGGACCCUCCUAAGGGUGGCGGUGCUUCCAGGGGCUCUCUCAAGGGCGACAGUUCCCCUAGAGGUCCUCCCAGGGAUGAGGGCGUCCUUAGGGACCCUUUCAGAGGCGGUGAGUUCCCCAGGGACCCUCUCAGGGCGGUGGCGCCUCUAUGGUCCCUCCCAGGGACGGCGGCGCUCCCAAAGAAUCUCCUAGGGAAGGCGGUGCCUCCAGGCACCCUUCCAUGGGUGGCCACUCGACCAGGCACCCUUCCAGGAGCGGCGGCGACCUCAGGGACACUUCCAGGGGCAGCGGCGCUUUUAGAGACUAUCUCAGGGACGUCCAAAUGUACCUACAAAUGGAAGAUGGGGUUAAACAAGGAUCCCAAGCCGCUAGUUAAUCCCUGA